Epinephelus lanceolatus (giant grouper) is the source of this 3523-nucleotide messenger RNA. Its product is annotated as zinc-binding protein A33-like. Lineage: Eukaryota; Metazoa; Chordata; Actinopteri; Perciformes; Serranidae. The record is from RefSeq and is a predicted model, not a curated record. Gene Ontology annotation, molecular function: protein binding; zinc ion binding.
GAUUUACCUGCAUUACAAAGCUGUGACUUCAACCGAGGGUGGACAGUUACAGGACGGACGAGUGAAGUGGUGAAAUAUUUCAAAUACAACCUGCUGCGGAUUGUAAAACGCUCAAAGACUCAAAGUAAAAGUAACUCUCUGCUGUUUUUAGUCUCACUCAGACAUAAAAUGGCUUCCAGAUCAGAGGAGGAUCUCUGCUGUCCGAUCUGUCACGAUGUCUUUAGAGAUCCUGUCGUUCUGUCAUGUAGCCACAGCUUCUGUAAAGACUGUCUGCAGGACUGGUGGAGAGAGAAACCAAUACAUGAGUGUCCAUAUUGUAAGAGAAGAUCUUCAAAGGACUGCCCGCCUGUUAGUCUGGUAUUAAAGAACCUGUGUGAGGCCUUCUUACAGGAGGGAGACCGGAGAGCCUCAGAGGCUCUCUGCAGUCUGCACGCUGAGAAACUCACACUCUUCUGUCUGGAACAUCAACAGCCAGUGUGUGUCAUCUGCAGGGUUUCAGAAAAACACACCAACGACAGAUUCAAACCCAUCGAUGAAGCUGCACGAGAACACAAGGGGAAACUUCAGAAAACUCUGGAGCCCUUAAAGGAGAAGUUAAAGACUUUUCAGCAAGUUCAAGUGAAGUUUAAUCAAACAGCAGAUCACAUGAAAAUCCAGGCGCAACACACAGCGUGGCAGAUUAAGGAGCAGUUCAAGAAGCUUCACCAGUUUCUAGAUGAGGAAGAGGAGGCCAGGAUGGCUGCACUGAGGGAGGAAGAGGAGCAGAAGAGUCAGAUGAUGAAGGAGAAGAUGGAGGCUCUGAGCAGAGAGAUAGCAGCUCUUUCAGACACAGUCAGAGCCACAGAGGACGAGCUGAGAGCUGAAGACGUCUCAUUCCUGCUCAACUACAAGGCUGCAGUGGACAGAGUCCAGCAGUGCCCCCCACUAGAUAAUCCGCCGCUGCUCUCAGGAGCUCUGAUAGACGAGGCCAAACACCUGGGCAACCUGACCUUCAACAUCUGGAGCAAGAUGAAGGACCUGGUCUCCUACACUCCUGUGAUUCUGGACCCAAACACUACUCAUCGGAAACUCAUCCUGUCUGAGGAACUGACCAGUGUGCAACACGGACAGAGACAGCAGCUUCCUGAUAAUCCAGAAAGACUUGAGGAUUAUGUCACUGUCCUCAGCUCUGAGGGCUUUAACUCAGGGACUCACAGCUGGGAUAUUGAAGUUGGAGACAAUACAUCCUGGUCAGUGGGUGUAUUAGCAGAGUCUUUCCGGAAGAAGACCCAGAAACAAUAUGGAUCAUGGGAAAUGUGGUUCUACAGAGGUGAAUACUCGGCACGGUCACUACCAGGUCCAUUUACUCCUCUCCAAGUGCAGAGGAAGCUCCAGAGGAUCAGAGUGAAACUGGACUGGAACAGAGGAGAGCUGUUGUUCUCUGAUCCUGAUACUAGCACACACAUACACAACCUAAAACACACUUUCACUGAGAGGCUGUUCCCAUACAUUAGCACAGUGGACAAAGUCCCACUGAAGAUAUUACCACUGAAGGUCUGUGUGACAAAACAACAGGAAACAGAUAUAAGGAGGACAUUAAUGGAAGAAAAAAGUUAAUAAGUACAGCAGAAAAAAAUGAGUCAAAAAUGAAAACUAGAAAUAAUUGUCUUGAUGUGAGUAAAGGCCCAGGACGGAUUUAAGAUGCUAGUUAGCCAGUUAGCACAUUAACAAUACAAUCUGAUGCUCAAAGAACAAAGUAUAUUUAUUGUGUGCUAGUGAACAACAGCGCAAACAAUUGCGAACCCUACGGUUCGAAAGGCGACGUUUAGAGAGCAAGCCCAAAUAAGCAACUCCACUUUAGAAACAAGCCCAAAAAACUGCAACCUACUACCAGUAUUUGUAAACUUUAAACAAAAAAACAAGCCCAAAGUCGCGGCUAAUAGGUGGACCUGGCAACCCUACGACUUGUCCUCCUCACAUUUCUUCCGUCCUCUUGCGUGCUGGAAAAGCCGUUUCCUCAAACUGAGUUUUUCUAAUACUCUGAGCACUUACUUACACCACACUUUGCAGUUUAAUUCCUAUCUAUACGAUUUUACAGAGCGGUUUGUUCAUAUAUAAUUUAGAACCUGAUUCACGUAACACUUAAAAAUGUGGCAAAAAUAGUUUUUUUCUAUGGCUGUUGACCGUAUUUUCUGAUUUAUGGAGUGACUGUAAAAACCUUUGACUCUAAUAUGUUAACAUUAGGGAUGCUCGAUAAUAAUGGUACCUCAUCUGUAUCGGCGAAUAUCGGCUUUAAAAUGAACAUGCACUGAAAAGCAUUUUAUUUCAUGUCUCCAUCAGCUGGUGGGCCGUCACCAUAGAAGUAUGCAUGCAUGCAUAAUACGAUGUUAAUUCCACUACAAGGAGACUUGACGUUCACUUAACUGGGGGAAAAAGUGGAUACAUCGUUAUCAGUUUUGGUUAUCCGUCAAAUGAAUUGUUAUUUAUUGGCAUAUCAGAUAUCUGCUAAGUAUCCAUUAUCAUGCAUCCCUAGUCAACACAAAUGAAACAAGAAUUUCAAACCAGACUUCAUCCAAUGUUCAGAUUUCUCUUCUAAAAUUUAUGCAAAUAGGCUCAUAUUUAAAAGGAUAACCACUUGCUUGUUUAAACCUAAAUUUUCAGAGAUAUUGUUGUUUUGUUAUUGUUGUUACCUGUCAGUUGAUUUAAAGUAUUCUAAUUGUUUUAUUGUUUUGUAUGACUGAAAUUAAAUUUCAACAAGUCUGCAUUCAACUUUUAAGACAGUUUCACGACUAACUUGAAAUAAACUGCAGUGACUGCAGUACAUGUUUCUUAUGAUCUGGACACACACUAUGAGUGGAUCUGUCAUCUGCCAUAUGAGCAUCAUUAAAAAUAUAACAAAUCAGGACAAAAGAAGAAACACAACCUGUUUCACACAGAGAUCUCUAAAAAUUAUUUGCAUUUUGUUUUAUUAUUCUAAAUCUGCUUACAUUUUUAAACUAACAAAUAUGAGAUGUUGAUGGGUUUUGGAUGAGAGGAACACCAGGUCCGCUGUGUUUGAGUUUGGUAACUUAAUCACUUGAAACACAGCAGCAUUCACACUGUUGGUCAAAUCUUUAUUUUUCAAUUUUGUGCAUUUUCCAGACAUGUACUACCUGCAUACUUUGGCUGUAGAAACCAUAUGCUUUUAUUCAGCUUUUUUCUAAAAUGUAUACUUUUUUAAAUAUUACGUUUUUUUCAACAACUUUCCUACAUGAAAGUAAAUGGGAGAAAUCGUGUUUAAUCUACUCCACUUUGAAGUUCUUCAGUUUCUUCAUACUUUCAGCUGCAGAAUUUAUUUAACCUCGAAACAGGUUACAAGAAUUUGAACUAUUAAACAUGUAUACUAAUCAGAAUCAGAAAUACUUUAUUGAUCACUGAGGGGAAAUUAUGAUUAGUUACAGUUGCUCCGAUGUAAAGAAUAUCGAAUUAUAAUAAGUAUGAAUAAGUGUAUGAAAUAAAUUGUCAAUGUAGAGCAAUAAAUGAAAUAAAGUGGAAAUGAAAUGUG